Messenger RNA from Eucalyptus grandis, 417 nucleotides. Its product is annotated as disease resistance protein CHS1-like. The coding region runs from base 1 to 417 and encodes 138 amino acids. Lineage: Eukaryota; Viridiplantae; Streptophyta; Magnoliopsida; Myrtales; Myrtaceae. The record is from RefSeq and is a predicted model, not a curated record. The transcript has a single exon. Gene Ontology annotation, molecular function: ADP binding. Gene Ontology annotation, biological process: defense response.
AUGGAUGAAGGGACUAUGAUAAUUGAGAAGAGGUUAUUCUGUAAAAGAGUUCUACUUCUACUUGAUGAUGUUGACAAAAGGAUUCAACUGGAUGCUCUCCUGGGGAAGCGAAAAUGUUUUGGCAAAGGAAGCAAGCUUAUCAUUACCACCAGAAACAAUGAUGUUCUUCAUGAGCCGAAAGUUGAUUGGACUUAUGAACUUCCCUGCGUGGAUUUUGACCAUUCUCUGCAACUUUUCAGCAGACAUGCAUUUAGAAGAGAUUAUCCUUUGGAGGAAUUCCUCCCUUACUCCAUAAAAGCCGUGAACAUUAGUGGCGGUCUACCUCUGACUCUGGAGGUUAUGGGUUCACUUUUAUCUGGAAAAAGCAAAGCACAAUGGGAUAUCACAUUAAAGAAGCUGGAAACAGUUCUUCAUUAG